UCCAUAUAGUUUGUGCAUUACAAUAUCCUCAUCCAUUUUGAAACUCAUCGAUCAAUCAAGUUUCUAGAUCUCCAUUUUGAUUCCAUUUAGGUGAAAAAUGGAAUUCUUCCAAAGGGCUAAAGUGGUGCGUUUAAGAAGCCACCAUGAUAAAUACUUGUUGGCAGAUGAUGAUCAAGAAGGUGUUCACCAAGAUCGUCUUGGUAGCUGCCGAAAUGCGAAAUGGACGGUGGAGAUCGUAGAACAUGCAAACUUGAUUAGAUUGAAGAGUAUAUAUGGAAAAUAUUUAACAGCUUCCAAUAUGCCAUUUUUGUUAGGAGCAAAGGGGAAGAAAGUGAUACAAACUCUUCCCUCAAGGUUGAAUUCAUCUUUGGAAUGGGAACCUAUAAGAGAAGGUGACCACAUUAGGCUUAGGACUCGUUAUGGUCAAUAUUUACGCGCAAAUGGAGGGUUACCGCCUUGGAGAAACUCGAUCACACAUGACAUUCCACACCGCUCAAAAACAAUAAAUUGGGUUCUAUGGGAGGUUGAUCUUGUCGAGAUUCGGCCACCACCUCCUAAACAAAUAGAAGAUUCCACACCUAGUGUUGUUGAAGACGUUAUCCGUCCUAUUGACCCUUCAACCGAACGCUCCCGUUCUCCUUCUCCUUCUCCUCCACAUUCUCCUAAUGAGGAGUCAGAUAACGACAAUCCAUUCGCUUUAAUUGAUUUUAGAUCUUCCGUAUCAAUCGAGGGUUCUGAUUUAGAAGAUAAUGGAUCACCGAUGAAAGAAGGGAGGAUUAUAUUUUAUAACGUGGGUGAUGAAAACGGGGAUGUCCCCGAAGGAAGUGAAGAAAAGUUCUUUACAUUCAAAGGGAGUAGUGUAAUUGAGUUAAAGGAGAAGUUGCGAGAAGAGGUAGAGCGUGAUGAUAUUCUUGUAUGUUCUCGCAACCCGUUGAAUGCAAAAGUAUAUCCACUUCGGUUGCAAUUACCACCCAACAAUGUUGAUUUGCACGUAAUUGUGGUUCCUUCUUCAUUCGUGAGUAAUUAGCAUUUUCGAGUUUUGGUUAGUCCUUCGAAAUUACAACUUCCAUUUUAGUUUACAAUCAACUAAGAUCAAGUUUUAUUUGCUUAAAAAAAUAGCAAAUUUUAUAAUAGCCGAUGUAAAAAGUAUUCUUAGACAUUUUGAAAGACUUUAUACAUCAGUUAAUUCUAUAAUCUAUGUAAGAACAUUUGUCACGUCGGUUCUUCCUUCGAUGUAAAAAGUGUCCAUAUACUACAUCGGUUUUAGAAUGGAUGUGAAAAGAAGACGAUGGGAAUCACAAGCACAUUGGUGGUGGAAAACUGGGAAUUCAUGAUGCAAAAAUAUUUAGGAGAGGAAUUUUUGAAAGAAAAACAAAAAUAGUGAAAAGGGAAAACUAUAUGAAAAAGGAUAAAAAAAGAAAACAAGUGCAACAAUGUAAAAAGCACAUAAAGUCAAAUUCCUCAUUGUAUAUAAACAACUUUGUAAUGUCUUAGAAGAAAGUGAUAUAAUGGAUUUUGUUUAAGUAAAUUA
This is a messenger RNA of Vicia villosa (hairy vetch), 1531 nucleotides long. RefSeq lists its product as uncharacterized. NCBI's taxonomy places the organism in Eukaryota, Viridiplantae, Streptophyta, Magnoliopsida, Fabales, Fabaceae. The transcript is spliced from 2 exons. The record is from RefSeq and is a predicted model, not a curated record. Bases 98 to 1027 code for a protein of 309 amino acids.